AUGAAGAAAAAAAAAGUCGUCAAGUUGAAGGAGGAGUACGUGCCGAAAGGGAACUACUUUAGCAAAGAUGCCCUGUUGACCAAUAUCUUCAUGCAGAGCUCGGAGAACGUGCUGUCGGAAGUCGAGUCGAAGAAUUCCCAGCUGAUAGUUAAUUGUAUAAACAAGUUGCACAAAAAAAAUCUGCAAACUAAGUUGAAGGCCAUAAGUGAACUAAUUCUACACCUGAGCAAGUACGACGAAGACGAAGUGAGUCACCUCUUCUCCUCCUACAUAAGCGUGUACAAAAAGUUGAUAUAUCACCCGAACUAUGGCCUGAGGGAAAACCUAAACCUGUGCCUGAAGCUGUUCAUAGUGAAAGUUAAGACGAAGAUUAAGGCCCACCUGAGUGUAUUUUUGCCGCCACUCUUUGUGUCCCUCUUCGACUACAGCAAAAACGUAAAACACAUCGCGGGCGAAAUUUUGCUCAUCAUUUUCCCCCCCAAGGGGAAGACCCAAGAGUCGGGGGGAGUAGAAAACCCCAUCAGACAGCAUCCAAAGAAGACAAAAAAAACACAGCCAGGAAAGAUACGCCUGCAGGAGGAACUCAAGCUGUACGGAGUGAUCAAAAAUUUGAAAGUGAAUUUGACUAACCUGUAUAACUGUCUCAAGUAUGUUGGUGGUCCCCUCUGUGAGGAAGUCACGAGGAACUUGAAAAACAAAAAGAACGACGAGGAUUACGAUUAUGGUGUGUACCUCUUCAACGUGGUUUGUUUUUAUCCGUCCCUUUUGUACAUGUUGGUGAGAAUUGCUAAGGGGGAUGACGACGAAGGGGGGAAGCCAAAGCACCCCGUGGAAGGGAACGAUAGAACGGCCUCCCAAAACCAUAAAGACGUCAACUCAGUGAAGCAGUUCAUCCGAAAGGAGUUCCCAACCUUCGCCAGCACGUUCAGCCUCUUCUUCAAUGCAGUGAACUCAAUUUACAAAGAAAGCAGAGACAACGAGCGGGUAAAAAAAAUUAUCUUCCUCGCAGUCUACAACAUAAUAUACUUACUGAAGAAGUAUAAACUAAACUACUCCGAUUUUGAUGAAGAAAAAGCGAACGUAGCGAUCUUUAAUUACAUUUGCUGUGUUGUCAGCAAUAAAGAUGAGUACAUCCUGAAGCACAUAAACCACUUAUUGUUGUUGUAUUUUUUUUCGGAGAAUAAAAAAAUGAUUAAUGAUAAUUUUUUGAAAGGUUACUUGUCCCUAAUUAAGCAUAACAAAAUUGCGAGGAAUGACAUUUUUAAUUACAACAUUUCUUUGUUCAUCUUUAUUUUUGAGAGGAAUGAUAUUCGAGAUUUUUUUUUUUUUUUAUUUCUCUUUUUGCUUCUUCACGGGAUGACAUCUUCGCUAGUUGUUUACUACGAUUUGUUGCAUCAUUUGCUUGGCUACUUCUCAGUGGCGGAGGCAACUCAUGGGAGCAGCCUUUGCCAAAGCGAAGACUCAGGUGUCCCGUAUUCCCUUUCCGAAUCUGAUUGCUACACUGUGCUCAGCGAAAGUAUCAUGCACCUGCCAUUAGAAACGAUCCUUGCUCAAAAAAUUGGCGUAACAUACAAGUACUCAUUUGAGAGGACACACCCUCUUUGUGAAUCCCUCUCCAACAUAUACUACUGCCAGAAGAAGAAGCCAAGUAAGGACGGUAAGGACAAGGACCAAUUUGAAGAAUUAAAGAGGAAAAUAAUUGCAGAGAAGCUGGACGAGACUAACUUCAUCCGUACCUACAUCAACUUUGUUAAGUUAUCCAAAUGCGCUAACACAGUUGCUCUCAGUUGUUUGGGCAUUCUCAGUGAGUACACGAGCGAUUUGGCGAAGGAGUUGGGGGCAGGUGGUACGUUGGAAUGGGAUACACCCCUUGACCGCUCGGGGGGAUUCCAUCCAAGUAUGAACCAUUCUACAGUUGGAAGAUCCCCCCAAUGUAGUGACAACCCCAGCGGUAGACACAAAUAUCACGACGCGGUUGACUUCAUUUUGAAAAUUCUAACAGAACUGAAAGGUGUAGUGUUCCCACCAGGGGUCGAAGUGGACACUCCAGGAGUUGUAACCAACCAAAGCAACAAUGCCUCUGUCAGGACAGCCUUAAUUCGCACGUUGAAAUGUACCUUCAAAAUUGCAUGCCUUUUAGUGGAGGAAAGAAAUUACGAAGCCGUUGGAAUGGUGAAGAAGCAUUGGGGGCUUUUGGAGUUUCUCUUAGCUCAGGGGGAAGUGGAGGACGAAGAGGUUUCGCUGGAGCGGGUGUUCUACGUAUUUAUGGAUUUCUUGACGUGGGGUAGACGUGGGGAGAGGGAGAAGGAGAACAUGGAAGAAGGAGCAACACAUGGGGGAGAUGCCCUGUUCAGCUCCCUGGACGUCAGUCUGAACCUCUUGGCGUUUAUUUGCUCCAAAGGGGGGAAGUCGUGCGAUUCCCUGGCGAGGUCCCUGCAGGAGGCACUUCUUGGAACACCCCCAACUGAGGAAACUGUUGAGAAGCAGCUAGCCAUUUGUGUGAAGCUGAUCAAUUUUAUGAGGAAGGAGCACACCAAGUUUUUCGACCUCUCGGAGACGGCCCUGGAAAUAUACAGUUUCUACCUCCUACAGGGUGUGAGGGGUGGAGGUGGCAGUUGGGGAAGAGGCACCUCCCGUUUGGAGAACAAUCGCUAUGAUUCAGAUGGCCGCCAUACUGAGGAGUGCGCAUCACUGAAGGCGUUUUACACUGCUGUGCAGGGGGACGCAGAAAACCAUCUCGACCUCUUUGGAGAGCAGUUCUACCAAGGUGUGUUCCAUGCGUAUAGGACAAAAAUUCACUUAAGUCGAACCCUCCCAGAUAAAGAUUUCUGCUGCUUCUUCUUCUCAUACGUCAUGAGAACGAGGAAGGAGGGUGCUAACCCAUUGGAUGAUAUGCACGUAUAUUUGUUGUUCUCAACUCUCUUGAAUGUGAAGGAUGAACAUGUAGAGAGACACACAAAGGAGUUGUUAGUCUCUUCAAGACUCAGGAAGGAUAGUACAUUCUCCUUUCUGGAGGUAAUGCGGGAUGUAUACAAAUGGUGUAGGGAGAACGAGGAAGAGGAGAGAAGGGGGAAGGGUAAGCUGUGGUCCUCCUUCACAUCCACCAUGAGCCAAUUUGAAGAUGACAAUGACGAAAGCGAAAGUGACGACAUGAGUGAAGUGGCCGAGGGGGACCAUUUUAAGGUUGGCCUACUUGUGAGCAACUCUUUGGUAAGGCUAACCCGCAUUGGUGGGGAGGAAGACGCGGAAGCAGACGCAGGAGGAGGAGAAGCGGAAGAAGACGCGGAAGCAGACGCAGAAGGAGGAGAAGACGCAGAAGAAGACGCAGAAAACACGAACGCCGCAUCCGCUAGCGGCGAUUUGAAGAGGGAAGACCAGGAGCGUCCCACAAAAGGGAGUAUUAGAAAAAAGAACAGCAAAGAAGCAUUCCUGUCAUUACGCAAAAGGGAUAUCCUAAAUACGAGGUUCAUAGAGCGAUUGCUAAGUGUGUACAAACUGUAUUACCAAGUAGAAUGCUUUUCCGUUGGUCACUUGAAGGAAUUCACCAUGCUAUGCUUUGAGGCGACCACUCCAGGGACAGGUGAGGAGAAGCCCCAGAAGGAGCCACACAAGAAUCAAGUAUACCGAUUUUGCAGUUUUUAUCAUUUCGCGUAUGCCAAUAUUAGGAGGAAAUCCUUGUUCUAUCACAUCGUCAGCUUGAGAGAUAAGAUAGAAAUAGAUGAGGGAGAGGAUGUGGGGAUGUUGGAUCUGCUCAUUUAUGUGUAUAGGCAGUUACAGAGGAAGAAGAGUGAGAAGGAGAGUCCGAAAAGGUCUCCUGUCAUCCAUGUGAGCAUAUCAGACGUGGUGUGCGUCAUGAGACAGGUGAAUAAAUGGGACGUGUUCAGCGUUUGUAGGGACAUCCUAACGGAUCGGCGGGGCAGUGGGGGUCUCUCCGAGGAUGUGAUGAAGGACGUCAUUCGCGAGCUGGACAACUUCAAGGUGAAGAGUUUGUUCGACUUGCAGGUGAAGGUGUUCCUCUUUGAGGAGUGCCUCCUGUGCGUUGGCGAUGUGAGCGGCGUUGUCGGCGUUGGCGAUGUUGGCGAUGUUGGCGGCGUUGGCCACGUUUGCCACGUUAGCGGUGUUGCCGGGGGGGAUGACCCCCUCCGCGACACGAAGCAGUACGAAGGCGAAAUCGCCAAGCUGAAGGAGAGACUGCCGAGAGACCUGCACUCCUACGUUGAGAAGAACCUCUCCCUCACCGUCAAAGGAGAGCUGCCCUGCUUAAACCUUUUGUACCAUUUGAUAUGCAUCAGCAGCAGAUACCGAGACGUUAAUCUGUUCGAGUGCUCCAUUGUGAGGAAGAAGGUACUCUUAGGGCUGGCCCUCCAGUAUGUUACUUGGAACAACUUUGACGUGUUCUUUUGUUGCCUCGGCUUUAGACAGAAAAGGAGAGAAAAAAAUAUCGAAAGUAAAAGGGAGUAUCAACAAUUAAUACAUUCCAAAAUGGGCAUACAUAUUCUCAAGUACACAUAUGUCAAAUGUCAAAAGGAGAGAAACACAUAUCUAUCGACAUUUAAGGACACAAAAAAAAUCACAUCUGACCUGAUGAAGCUUCUUUACUUCAUUGUUUCCAUUAGUUCCUAUGACGACGGAUUAGUGGAUGAGGAAAUGGUGACACUUGCUACAGAAAUACUGAAGCUACUUGUACAGUUUGAUGAACAGAAUAUCAAAUCGGUGUACAAAAUUUAUUUGUUCUCUCUUCCAUUUAGUGUUACCCACUUUUGUGAUUACCUCACGACGGAUAUUUUUCAUUUGGAUAAACUGGAGCUAAGUAGACAUGGGUUGGCUAAGUUGAUGAAGAAAAUAUUGGACCUUUAUGUUAAUACGUAUUACCUGUUUAUCCUCUUUUCAAAU
This is a messenger RNA of Plasmodium cynomolgi strain B, 4893 nucleotides long. RefSeq lists its product as hypothetical. Gene Ontology annotation, molecular function: ubiquitin protein ligase activity; ribosomal large subunit binding. The transcript has 7 exons. Lineage: Eukaryota; Apicomplexa; Aconoidasida; Haemosporida; Plasmodiidae. The annotation marks the transcript as partial. Gene Ontology annotation, cellular component: cytosol; RQC complex. The record is from RefSeq and is a predicted model, not a curated record. Gene Ontology annotation, biological process: rescue of stalled cytosolic ribosome; ribosome-associated ubiquitin-dependent protein catabolic process.